AUGGGGUCCCCCGGGGCGCUGCUCCGUGCCGGGACCCUGCCCGGGCUCUGGCUGCUCCUGGUGCCCGCUCUCGCGGCCCCCGUGGAUGGCACAGCGGGGCUCACGCUGGCCUUCGUGUUCGACGUCACGGGCUCCAUGUACGACGACCUGGUGCAGGUGAUGGACGGCGCCUCGCGCAUCCUGCAGCAGACGCUCGGCGGCCCGCAGCCCAUCCGCAACUACGCGCUGGUGCCUUUCCACGAUCCAGACGUGGGCCCGGCCACCCUCACGGCGGAUCCGCGGCACUUCCAGCGGCGCCUGCAGGAGCUCUACGUCCAGGGUGGAGGGGACUGCCCGGAGAUGAGCGUCGGGGCCAUCAAGCUGGCCGUGGAGCUCUCGCACCCCGGCUCCUUCAUCUACGUCUUCUCGGACGCCCGGGCCAAGGACUACGAGCAGCAGGAGGAGCUGCUGCAGCUUCUGCAGCGCAAGCAGUCCCAGGUGGUGUUCGUGCUGACCGGGGACUGCGGGGACCGGAGCCACCCCGGCUACCGCGUCUACGAGCGCGUCGCGGCCAUCAGCUCCGGGCAGAUCUUCCACCUGGACAAGCAGCAGGUGAAGGAGGUGCUCAUGUGGGUGGAAAAGGCCAUCCAGGCCUCCAAGGUUCACCUGCUGUCCACCGACCACGAGGCUGGUGGGGAGCACACGUGGUCUGUGCCCUUGGACUCCAGCCUGAAGGAGGUGACCAUCUCCCUGAGCGGCCCUGCUCCGGAGAUAGAGGUCCGAGAUCCUGCAGGAAAGGUUCUUGAGGAAGGCCGAGACCUGAAGGAACUCCUCAGCAUCCCAAACUCAGCCAAGGUGCUGGCCGUGGAGCCCCAUGCGCCAGGGACAUGGACCAUCAAGACCCAGAGCAGCGGCCGCCAUUCGGUGAGGGUCACUGGUGUCAGCAACGUCAACUUCCACGCCAGCUUCUCCACCCAACCUGACUUUGACCCCAGCCUGCCCAGUGAGCGGCCGGUGCAGGGCUUUCCCAUCUCCGUGGGGGUGAAUAGCACCGGCCUGAAGCCACCAGGACACUUGCAGGAGAUCGAGCUGGUCAACAGCUCUGGCCACCCGCUCCUCUGGAUGCCCGUGCGGCCGCUCUCCAACAGCUCCUCCGGGCAGCUCUGGGUGGGCUCGGGGCUCCAGGCACCCCCGGGGGAUUUCCUGCUGAAGGUGAAGGGUGAAGACGCCCAGGGCUACCCCCUGCACCGCCUCUCCGGGGUCACCUACACUAGCGUGGUCCCUGGUCUACCCAAGGUGAACAUCUCCAGCAAAAUCCAGGCUUACCACCGCGAGCCUCAGCUGAUCUCCUGCUCCGCACAGAGCGAGAUCCCUUUUCGCUUGCAGCUCAGCCGUGGCGGGAAGAAGCUCGGUGAAGGUCAGCUCUUCAGAGGUUCAGGGAACAGCAGCUGGCUCAUCCCUGCAGCUUCCAAGAGCGAUGAAGGGUUUUAUGAGUGCACAGCCACCAGCAAGGUUGGAGCAACACGGGCUCGCACCUUCGUCUCCGUUGCAGAGCCGCCGCCGCGUCUCGUAGCCCCUGCAAACAUCACGGCUCUCCCUGGCCAGGACGUAGUCAUGUCCUGCGCUGUUGUGGGCCACACGCCGUACAACCUGACGUGGAGCUGGAACGGGGAGGACGCGGAGGGAGGCAGGACGAGGCUGCUGCAGAACCGCUCGCUGGAGAUCCGCGGCGUGCAGCCCGGGGACGGGGGCCAGUACGACUGCGUGGCGCGCAACGCUCACGGCGCCGCCCGCGGCUCCGUGUGGCUCUUCGUCCAGGAGGCGCCGUGGGUGAAGGUGGCCUCGAGCCCCCAGCAGUUCUCCAAGGGCCAGGAGCUGAGGCUGGACUGCACAACGGGGGGGCACCCGCUGCCGCAGACGGCCUGGAGGCGCUGGGGCAGGACCCUGGAGCAGCACCAGAGGGUUUUCGUGGAUGCACAGGGCACCCUGCACAUCACGGCCGCAGUCCCGGGGGACGCGGGCAACUACAGCUGCCGUGCCAGCAGCCCGCUGGGCUGGGAUGAGCGAGCAGUGACCCUGGAGUACAUCGAGCCUCCUGCGGUGCUGGCCGUGACGCCCGCCGUGCACGCUCGGCUUGGGGAAGACGCGCUCCUGGAGUGCUGGGUGUCGGGGGUCCCCGCGCCCCGGAUCGUCUGGCACAAAGGCGGGCAGGAGGUGGCGGCGUCGCCGGGCGGCGCGCGGCACGGCGCCCUGCGGCUGCAGGCCGUGCGCCAGGAGGACGCGGGCGAGUACGAGUGCGAGGCGCUCAGCGAGGCCGGCGCCGCGUCCCGCCGCGUGCUGCUGCGUGUGGGCUCUGCCCCUCGGUUUGCCGAGGACCUGGAGGAGGUGUCAGUUGAGAUAGGGGAGCGUGUGAGCCUGCCAUGCCGCGCCGAGGGCUCCCCGCCACCACGGGUCACCUGGUCCCGGCAGGAUGGGAAGCCUCUGCGGGGCCAGCACGGGCUGCUAGAUGUUUCCAGCCAGCUGGAGGCCAACGAGCUCUUCAUUGAUAGAGCCUCGCUGGAUGACCAAGCCAUCUAUGUCUGUGAAGCCCAGAAUGAGUUUGGGAAGAUCCAAGCAGAGGUCAAGCUGGCCAUCACUGGACACGCCCCAGCAAUAGCUCAGGGAGCACCGGUGAUCCGCGCGCUCAGAGGCCAGCCCGUCUCGCUGCCCUGCGUGGUCCUGGCUGGGAAUCCAUUCCCAGCACGGCACUGGCUGAAGCAGGGACGCACGGUGUCCCCCGGCGGACGUUAUUCUCUCCGUGCUGAUGGGAGCCUCCAUGUGGAGCAGGUGUCCCAGGAGGAUGCAGGGAACUUUUCCUGUGUGGUCUCCAAUGCUGUGGGCUCGCACAGGCAGGACGUGGCACUGGUUGUCCAUGUUCCUCCCAGCAUUGAGCUGGGCCCUGCCCUCGUCACCGCGACCGAGGGCUCAGCUGUCACCCUGCGGUGCGAUGCCACCGGCGUGCCACCCCCGGCUGUCACCUGGGCAAAGGGCACAGAGCCCAUCUCGCAGAGCCACCGCUACCUCCUCGGCAGCAACGGGACCCUCCUGAUCCCCUCGGCCUCCGCCGGCGACGCUGGGACCUACUUUUGUAUGGCUGCCAGCGCCGCAGGCUCGUCCAGCCGGGAGCUGCAGCUCUCCAUCAGCAGUGCUCUGUCCCACCAUCUAGCAAAACCCAGGAUCAGCGUGAACGGAUCGCGUGAGUCGUCAGGCCCCGUGAUGAUCCAGGCUCUUGUUGGGCAGGAAACCAUCCUGCCCUGUGAAGUUCAUGGCACCCCCACUCCCUUGGUGGCGUGGACCAAGGAGUCCCGGCCAGUGCCCCUUGCCACCGCGAGGUACAGCAUCCUUCCUUCGGGAUCGCUCCUGCUGGCUGAGCCCAGGGUGACAGACAGUGGCCUUUACAUCUGCACGGCCACGAAUGCUGCAGGGAACGACUCACUCAGCUACAGCCUGGAGGUCCAAGUUCCCCCCCAGGUGCUGAUCAGCGAUGGGGAAAGCCACGUGAUGGUGACUGCCAACGACUCCCUGCAGAUUCACUGCCACGCCACGGGCUUCCCUGCACCCCAGCUCCAGUGGCUGAAGGACGGUCACCCGCUGGACGCGCUGGACGGGGCGGUGGUGUCUGCGGACGGCAGGACGCUGGUGAUUCCCCGUGCAGGGCGCAGUGACGAAGGGCUCUACGUCUGCCAGGGCAGCAGCGAGGCCGGCGGAGCCCAGACGGAGGUGUGGGUGUUGGUGCAAGUGCCUCCAAGCAUCGAGCCUGGCGAGGUGAACGUGACCGUCCUGGAGAACAGCACGGCGUCCCUGCAGUGUCUGGCCUCUGGGGUGCCACCUCCAGACAUAGCCUGGUACAAGGGGCCUGAGCGACUCUCGGCUGGACCAGGCCUGGUGCUGCACAGAGAUGGGAGGCACCUGGAGAUCCAGCAUGCACAGACCUCCGACACCAGGAGCUACCGCUGUGUCGCCUCCAACGCGGCCGGUGUUGCUGAGCUCUGGUACAGCCUGAAGGUGACGGUGCCCCCAUGGUUCUCCUCGGCAGAGCCGUCCCCCGUGUCGGUGCUGGAAGGGCAGGUGGUUCAGCUGGCCUGCGAGUGCCACGGGAUCCCCUUCCCCACCCUCGCCUGGUGGAAGGACGGUGAGCCGCUCUCCAGCGAGCCAGGGAGCCCGGAGCUGGUGUCUGCAGGAGGGAGGAUGCUCUACAUAGAGAAGGUGCGGCUGGUGGACAAGGGGUCGUACACGUGCGAGUGCAGCAACGCCGCGGGCCGCAGCGCCAAGGAGUAUCGCCUCAGGGUGUAUGCCCUGCCAAAGAUCCAAGGCAGCAGCAAAGCCCUGAGGAAGGUUUCUGUGGUCAAGGCUGGCGAGACGGUUCUGGAGUGCGAGGCUGUGGGAACGCCACCGCCCACGGUGACGUGGGUGAAAGACGGGCAGCCCGUGGCGAGCAGGGACGGGCUCCUCCUCACCAAGCAGGGCAAGCGGCUGCGCAUCCCCAAGGCGGAGGUCGCCCACUCGGGGCGCUACACGUGCCUGGCCAAGAACGCGGUGGGGCAGGAUGAGAGGGAGUUCGACGUGGCCGUGCACGUUCCUCCCGAGUUCAUUCAAGGACCAGGGUCAAAACCCAACAUCAGCGUGUCUCUUCAUGGAGCCCUGACCCUGACCUGCGAGGCCUCUGGUAAUCCCCUACCUGUGGUCACCUGGUUCUGGAAGAGCUCUCCUGUCAUCCCCAGCGAGCACACACGUGUGCUCUCAGGGGGCUGGAUGCUGAGGAUCACUCGCGUGCGAGCCCAGGACGGAGGCCUCUACUCCUGCCUGGCCAGUAACGUGGCUGGGGAGGCCAGGAGAGAUUUCCACGUGGAGGUCCUCGUUCCUCCCAUCAUAGAGAGUGCAGAUGAGGAAGAAAGCACCAAAGUGCCUGAGGGCCACCCCAUCACCUGGUCCUGCCUGGCUACAGGCCACCCCCAGCCGCAGAUCACCUGGCUGAAAGAUGGUCAUCCUGUGGCUAGUGGAGACACCUACUCCAUCUCCCCUGAUGGCUCCAUCCUGCACAUCACCCAGAGCGCCCUCUCUGAUGCUGGCCGCUACGCCUGCGUGGCCUCCAAUUCUGUGGCAAAUCAGACCAAGCACUACGUGUUGGAUGUUCUGGCUGGCCCUGUUUUUCCUGGAGAGGCCCAUGAUACCAGCACAGAAGACGUUACUGUGAUCAUCAACAACCCCAUCUCCCUCAUCUGCGAGGCUCUGUCCUACCCGUCUCCCAACAUCACCUGGCUCAAGGACGAGAUUCCCCUCGAAGCCUCUAGAAAUGUCCAUCUGCUCCCUGGUGGCCACGGGCUGCAGAUCCUGAAUGCCCAUGAAGAGGAUGCAGGCACAUACAGUUGCAUCGUGACCAACGAGGCUGGGGAGGCUGUGAAGAACUACACUCUGAAAGUCCUGGUUCCUCCCUGGAUUACCAAAGAUGACCCUUACGGGGAAUUUGCUGUGACAGAAGUGAAAACCAAGGUCAACAGCACCGUAACCCUGGAGUGCGAAUCUUGGGCUGUGCCCGAGCCCACCAUCCAGUGGUACAAGGAUGGGCAGCUCCUAGAAAGCACUGGCCACCUCCAGAUCCUCAGCGAGGGGCAGAUCCUUCAGAUCAAACCAGCCAGUGUCUCUGAUUCAGGGCACUACACCUGCGUGGCUACCAAUGCCGUGGGUGAAGAUGACAAGGACUUCAGCGUGCGCAUCCAAGUGCCACCGCUGUUCCAGAGGCCAGGGAGCGCCAACGAGGCCUUUGAGAUCCUCUACAGAGAGGAAGAUGAGGACGGCGAGGUGGUGGAGCACCGGCAGGCUGUGCUCAAUAACCCGGCCGUGCUCUACUGCGACACCAGUGCCGUCCCGCCUCCCCGGCUCACCUGGUACAAGGACGGGGAGCCCCUCUCCUCCAGCCAGGAAGUGCUGAUACUGCUCGGGGGCCGGGUGCUGCAGCUGCCCGCUGUGCGCGAGGAGGACGCGGGCCGGUACACGUGCGAGGCGGCCAACGACGCCGGGGAGGACAGGAUGCACUACGAGCUGGAGGUGCUCACUGCCCCCAUCAUCCAUGGGAGCAUGGAGGACCAUAUGGAGGAGGUGACCGCCGCAGCCAACAGCACCAUCCGCCUGAAAUGCGAAGCCAUGGGGAACCCAGAACCCGCGGUUUCCUGGCUCUGGAAUGAUGUCCCCGUUGUUGCUGGCCUGCGGCACCAGAUCCUGAUGGAUGGUGAGGUCCUGCAGGUGACUGCGGUGGAGGUGGGCGACGAGGGCAACUACACGUGCGUGGCCGAGAACCCAGCCGGCUCUGCCGAGAAGCACUUUGCCCUCGGCGUGCGGGAACCACCCCAGAUCGUGGGGGCAAACCCUGAACGUGUUGAUGGUGUUGUCGGCGGCAGCGUCUCACUGACGUGCAACGUCCGCUCCCAUGUGGACGUGGAGAUCACUUGGUACAAGGAUGGCCGCGUCCUGGACCUUGGUGAGGAAGCGUUCAUCACCCCAGGCUCGCACACCCUGCAGAUCCCACGCGUGCAGCUUUCCAGUACAGGCAUAUACAGGUGCGUGGCUCUGAACGCAGCUGGCAGGGACGAGAAGCUCUUGGUCCUCACUGUGCAGGCACCCCCGGGCAUCGAGGACGCGCAGCAGGAGACGCUCGACGCGGCCGUGGGGACCCCCCUCACCCUCAGCUGUGACGUCGCCGGCGAGCCCAUGCCCUUCGUCACCUGGCUGAAGGACGGGCGGCCGCUGGAGAGCAUCCCGGAGCAGGGCCUGGUGGCGCGGGGGCCUCAGCUGCAGCUCGGCCCCUUGCAGCCCUUCCAUGAGGGCCGCUACACGUGCGUGGCACGCGGCCGCGGCGCCGAGGUGCGCAAGGACUUCCUGGUGCUGGUGCGAGUGGCUCCCCGGAUCACGAGUGCGGAGGCGCCCAGCGAGCGCAGCGCGCUGGAGGGCAGCAGGGUGACGCUGGAGUGCUGGGCUGAGGGGCAGCCCCCACCACAGGUCACCUGGCUGAAGGACGGCCAGCCCCUGGGGCUGCAGCCCCCAUCGCGCGCCCGCCUGGCUCCGGACGGCAGCUCCCUGCUCCUCGAGGGGCUCCAGGCCGCCGACGCAGGCGCUUACACCUGCCUGGCCCAAAACGGGGCCGGUGAGGACACGCGGCUGCACACACUGAGCGUGCUGGUUCCCCCAUCCAUCGAGAGCGGCGGCGCAGGGGAGCUGCUCCACAGCAUCCCGGGGGCCCUGGUGACUCUGGAAUGCCGGGCGCGGGGCUCUGGGCCCCUGCAGCUGAGCUGGCUCAAGGACGGGCUGCCCCUCGGCCUUUCCACCCGUGUGCGCCUGCUCUUGGCCGGGCGCGCGCUCCGGAUCUCCCCGGUGCAGAUGUCUGACGCUGGGCUCUACACCUGCGUGGCUGCCAACGAGGCUGGCGUGGCCAACCGCAGCUUUGUCCUGCACGUCCAGGUGCCCCCCAUGCUGGAGGUGACCCCCGAGAGCAGCGAGGAGCAGGUGGUGACGGCGGGCGCCGAGGUGACCUUCACCUGCGACGCCAGCGGCUCGCCGGCACCGGUGCUGAGCUGGCUCAAGGACGGGGAGCCCCUGGCGCCGGGGGGCAACGGCACGAGCUCGCGGCUGCGUCUGGGGGCGGUGGCGCUGGCGGACGCUGGAGUUUACUCCUGCCUGGCCACGAACGAGGCGGGCGAAGCCAGCCAGCGCUUCCGCCUCGUGGUGAUGGAGCCGCCCCAGGUCGAGGUCCCAGCGCACAUGGCUGAGGUGCUCCUCACCGUGGGGGCCCCGCUGGAGCUGACGUGCCUGGUGACGGGUGUCCCCGUGCCCACCGUCACCUGGGAGAAGGAUGGGCGGCUGCUCGCCGGACCCCAGCUCGUGGCAGGGAAUGAGAGCAGCCUGCGGAUAGAACGUGCCGAGGUGGCCGACGCUGGCUCGUACACCUGCCUGGCCACCAGUCCUGCCGGCGAGGACAGCGGCACCUUCCGUGUCCAGGUCCAAGCACCGCCCAGCAUCACGGGCGCCGGAGACACCCUCAACCUCACAGUGCUGGCAGGAGAGCCGCUCACGCUGGAGUGCCCGGUGGCUGUGGUGCCACCCGCGCGUGUGCACUGGCAGCGGCAGGGCUCCCCGCUGCGGGGGGAUGCCCGCGUGCGGCUGCUGGACGGCGGGCGCUUCCUGCGGCUCGCGGCGCCGCUGCGCACGGACAGCGGCCACUACAGCUGCACGGCCAGCAACGCGCUGGGCAGCACCAGCCUGCACUUCCACGUGGAUGUUCACGUGCCCCCAGGGAUCCAGCCCGGCCCCGAGGAGCUGAGCGUGCCUGUGAACAGCGUGGCCGUGCUGCCCUGUCCGGCACAGGGGUGGCCCGUGCCGCAGGUGACGUGGAGGAAGGACGGGCAGCUCCUGCCUCUCCCCGGGAGCAGCAGGCUGCGGCAGCUGCCGGGGGGCUCCCUGCGCAUAGACCCCGUUUGGGCUCAGGACUCAGGCCACUACCUGUGCGUGGCCUCCAGCCUUGCUGGUUCUGCCCGCCGAGGCCUCGACCUGCACAUGCUGGUCCCUCCUGCCAUCGCCCCCGGACCCUCCAACGUCACCGUGGUGGCGCAGCAGCCGGCCACGCUGCCCUGCGAAGCCACCGGCUUCCCCGAGCCCCGCGUCACCUGGGCCAAGAACGGCCGUGCCCUGACCCCGCAUGUCCCGCCCGGCGCCUACAGGCUGCAGCCCUCGGGCUCGCUGCUGCUCGCCAGCCCCGGCCUGCAGGACCAGGGCACCUUCGAGUGCGUGGCUGCCAGCGCCGCCGGCGAGGCCCGCAAGCGCUUCUUCGUGUCUGUCCAUGUGCCCCCCAGCAUCGCUGACGAUGUCACGGAGGUGGCGGUCACCCGGCUGUCCCCUGCCGUGCUCACGUGCUACGCUGCCGGCGUGCCCCCGCCGGCGCUGUCCUGGAGCAAGGACGGGGCGGCGCUGGCGCAGCGCGGCGGCGGCUACCGCGUCCUGCACACAGGCGCCUUGCAGAUCCAUCGGGCGCUGCCCGCGCACGCCGGCCGCUACACGUGCACGGCAAGGAACGCCGCCGGCGCCGCGCACAAGCACCUCCUGCUCACCGUGCACGAGCCCCCUGUGCUGAAGCCCCUGCCCGGCAUGGUGAUGGUGAUGAUCAACACCAGCGCGGCGCUGCCCUGCGAGGCCAGCGGCGUCCCUCCGCCGACUGUCACCUGGCAGAAAGAGGGUGUCCCUGUCCCCAAAGGGCCUGGGUUGGGGCACAUCCUGCACAUCCCGCGUGCCUCCGAGGAGGAUGCUGGUGUCUACGUGUGCAUGGCGCAGAACCCCUCGGGCGCCGCGUCGGGGCGGACCAGGCUCAUCGUGCAAGUGCCCCCGGCCAUCGCGCCCGGCCCCGCCGAGCUGGCCGUGCUGCAGGGACGCGACGCCCGGCUGCCCUGCGUGGCCCGCGGCACCCCCGAGCCCCGCGUGUCCUGGAGCAGAGAGGGAGCCCCGGUGCAGGGCUCCAAGGCCGCCGUGCUGCCCUCCGGCGAGCUGCUGCUCCGGGACGUGCAGGAAGCGGAUGCGGGCAGCUACUCCUGCACGGCAGCAAACUCAGCCGGGAAAGCUGCCCGCCAGCUCCUGCUCUCCGUGCACACCCUGCCCGUCUUCACCGAGCGGCCCCGGGACAUCGUGCUGAGCGGCGGCGAGCGGCUGGAGCUGCUCUGUGCCGCCCAGGGCAACCCCGCGCCCCGGCUCACCUGGACGGCCAACGGGCAGCCCGUCACCGCGGGCGUGCGGGAGCAGGGCGGCCGGAGCACACUGCAGCGGGACGGCGUCACCGCGGCGGCCAGCGGCACCUAUGAGUGCCGGGCCCAGAACAGCGCCGGCGCCAUCAGCACUGCCAGCGAGGUCCGCGUGCGAGCGGCGCCCGUCGUGCAAGGGGAGCCCAGCGCCUUGCAGACGGAGCCCGUCGGGGCCCAGGCCCUGCUGCAGUGCGAGGCCCAGGGCUACCCGGAGCCCCUGGUGCGCUGGAGCAAGGACGGGGUCCCGCUGGCGCCCGGGCACCGCCUGCGCCAGCUGCACAACGGCUCCCUGCUCAUCCGCGGCACUGCGGACUCUGAUGCGGGGCAGUACCGGUGCGUGGCGGAGAAUGAGGUGGGCUCAGCUGCCAAGCUCAUCAUGCUGGUGCUGCAGAGCGCGCCGCGGGUGCAGGUGCGUCCGCGCGCGGCGGCGGUGGGCGCAGGGCAGCGGGUGCUGCUGCACUGCGAGGCGCGCGGGCAGCCCGCGCCGUCGCUGCAGUGGCGGGCGCUGCGGGACGGCCCGCGCGCCCACGUGCUGCCUAACGGCACGCUGCUCAUCGGCGCCGCGCGCCCCGGCGACGCCGGCGGCUACGCCUGCCACGCGAGCAACCCGCUCGGCUCCGACCUCGCCCAGGCCUUCCUCACCGUCACAGCAGAGCCGCGCCACGUGCGGGGCAGCCUGGUCGGCAUCAUCAACGCCCAGGAGUUUGGGGUUGCUGCUCUCAACGCCAGCGUGCUGGAGGAUCCCCACACCGGCACGGCCGACGUGCGCAGCAGCAUCCGGGGCAUCCCGCCUGCCGUGGGGCCGCUGAUGCGGGUGCUCGUGGCCAUCGUGGCCCCUGUGUACUGGUCCUUCGUUGGCGGGGACACCCACAGCGGCUUCCUGCUGACCCAGGGCACCUUCAGGCAGGAGUCACAGGUGGAGUUUGCUACAGGGGAGCUCCUGCACAUCACGCACGCUGCCCAUGGCUUGGACGGCACCGGCGCUCUGCUGCUCGACAGCGUCGUCAGCGGCUCCGUGCCCGAGCGCCUUGCUGAGGCUGGGGUGCUGCAGCUGCAGGAUUUCAACGAGCGCUACGUGCAGACGGGCCCGGGGCAGCUGCACGGCGAGGCGGUGCAGAGCUUCGUGCAGGGGGGACUCAUUGCGCGGGCGCGCUGCACCCACUCCAUCGCGUACGAGGCGGUGCAGGGCCGGCGGGUGCCGCGGCUCGUGCAGCACGUGCGGGCCCGCGCGCUCGCCGCCGCCUUCGACGCGCCCGCCGGGGAGCUGCGCUUCCAGCUCCGCGCCGCGCUCCGCGCAGAGCCUGGCGGGGACCAGUGUCCGGCGGGAUUCGUCCUGGGUGCUGAGGAGCUCUACUGCACCGGUACCGACCCUUCCCCGGGGCGCGGGGCUGUGCUGGCUCUGGGGGUCCCCUUCGGGGCCAUGUCCCCUUCCACGUGUCCCUGGUGCGACAGCACAGCAGCCCUGCGGGAAGGCGUGUGCAGGGGUGGCUGGGCCUUGGCCCUGGCACGGCGACAUCCCCUGUCCCCCCUGUCCUGUUCAGAUGUGGACGAGUGCGAGCAGGGCUCCCACGGCUGCCGCUACCCGCAGCUCUGCGAGAACGUGCCCGGGAGCUACCGCUGCAGGUGUCCUCGCGGCUACCGCGCGCAGGGCGCUGGGCGGCCGUGCUCGGACGUGAACGAGUGCCUGCAGCUUCCCCGGCCCUGUGCCUUCGCCUGCCGCAACGUGCCGGGCAGCUUCGUGUGCCUGUGCCCGCCUGGCGCGGUGCUGCUGCCCGACGGCACGUCCUGCGGCGAGCCGGGGGCCCCCGCGCGCCCCUCGAGCAUCCCGCCCCGCUCCUUCUCCACACAGCUCCUCGGCAGCGCCGAGGGGACCGUGUCCUGCCCGCCAGGCUUUGUCAGGAGGAACGGCGCCUGCAGCGACCUCGACGAGUGCCAGAUACUGAACCAGUGCCAGCACGAGUGCAGGAACAGCGAGGGCAGCUACCAGUGCACGUGCCCGGCCGGGUACCGCCUGCUGCCCAACGGCAGGACCUGCCACGACGUGGACGAGUGCUUGGAGGGCAGCAGGCGCUGCGGCGCGGGGCAGCUCUGCUUCAACACGCGCGGCGGCGCCCAGUGCGUGGAGGCGCCGUGCCCGCCCGGCUACCGCCGCGGCUCCAGCCCGGGGCUGUGCUUCCAGCGCUGCGCGCGGGGCUGCGCGCCGGGCAGCGCCUCCACGCUGCAGUACAAGCUGCUGCCGCUGCCGCGGGGCGUCGCGGGCGGGCGCGACGUGCUGCACUUGGCCGCCUUCGCCCGCGGCGCCGCGCUGCGCAACGGCACCGUGGCCUUCAGCCUGCUGCGGCGCCAGCCCGCGGCGCCCUUCGCCCUGCGCCACGAGGGCGGCCGCGCCGUCCUGUCCACCCUGCGCCCGCUGCGCGCGCCCGGCACCCACCGCCUGCACGUGCAAGCGCUGCCGCUCGGCGCGCGCGGCCCCCGCAGCCUCUUCGUCAUCCUCGUCUCCGUCUCGCCCUACCCCUACUGA
Nothoprocta perdicaria is the source of this 12315-nucleotide messenger RNA. RefSeq names its product hemicentin 2 (gene HMCN2). The record is from RefSeq and is a predicted model, not a curated record. Gene Ontology annotation, molecular function: cell-cell adhesion mediator activity; calcium ion binding. Gene Ontology annotation, biological process: dendrite self-avoidance; homophilic cell-cell adhesion; axon guidance. Gene Ontology annotation, cellular component: plasma membrane; axon. Lineage: Eukaryota; Metazoa; Chordata; Aves; Tinamiformes; Tinamidae.